Messenger RNA from Porites lobata, 24572 nucleotides. Lineage: Eukaryota; Metazoa; Cnidaria; Anthozoa; Scleractinia; Poritidae. The record is from the annotation of a GenBank genome assembly.
GAUGUUUAUUCGCUACGCAGGAUUCCGCCAUUCGACCGUGGACAGUGACGUCACGAACGGGUUACUUCGCCAGAAAGUCAUACCUUCGUGUGUAAUUUUGUGGUUUUGUCUGCCAAAUUUUCGCUGAUUUCUGACAUAUUUAGCAACAAUGAGCUGAUGCUGUGAAUCGCUGCGUUUAAAACGCUCAUAACCGAAAGGAUUUGUUCGAAGUCUGAUCAGAUUUAGCCCAUCACUGGCGUAAAUUUAUCGGUGUUUACAACAACGUGAUUACUACCUCUUUCAGCGAGGUUUUGACCUCAAAAUUGUGGUUUAGACUCAAGUCUCUUACUUUGGAUUGGACAUUUUUGAGGUUUGAUUUUGUAAUCUUUUAAAAUGAGCGAUGCACAAGCUUCUCUAAAUCCCGAGGAGGAAAAUCCAAACGUUUCUGUUUUGGAGGAGGAAGGUUCAAGCGAGCGUGUUGAGAGGAAAUCAAAGGGCAAAAAGAAAACUAAGGGGUUUGCUAAGACGAGGAAAGGUAAAGGUCUCGAGGAAGAGGCUGAUGAAGAUGAAGUUCCCUCUCGUCCAGGAAAGAAAAAGAAAGGAAAGAAGAAAGCUGCUCGGAAAGUGAGUGAUACGUCGGAAACCGGAGAGAAUUCGAUCUUAGAUGACACGCCGAAAGAAACGGUGAUCGAAAUUAAGGACGAGAAAGAAGGAGACGCCGAACUACAGGAGAUAGUAGUAAAGAAGGAGGAGGCUCAAGUCGAAGGCGAUAAUGUAGUUGAAGAAGCAGCCGUGCCUGUCGAGGGCAGCGAAGAAGAGAAAAAGGAUAACAAGAAAGAUGGCGAGGGAGAAGAGCCUAAAGAAACUGUCCCUGACAGCGAGAGACCUGGCGUUCGCAGAAGGGCAACUUUGUCUGAUUUAAAAAGUGAGAGUGUUGAUAAAGGAGAUGAAGAGCAAGCUGCCGACGCAACAGCUGGUUCUGAGGUGAAUAUUUCUCAAUUAUAUAACACCCUUUGAAGUGCUUUGCUUAUUAAGAUUAUGAAAUGGAACAAUUCCCAAUGCCCUCCCUCCUCAUCUCAGAAUCUACAAUAUUAUUGUUGCCCCUGUUAGGCCUUGUCCUAAGUUGUAUGUCAAAGGUUCGACUGCAGAUGGCUGAGUUGUCAACUUGCAGACAAGGGUUCAGGGGAUGAUAUACCUGCCAACUCUCACGCCUGCGGGUUGUAAACUUCGAUCUCACGCCUGCUCACGCCUGCGCGCCAAUUUCUCACGCCUGAUUGAAAAAUGUGAGUUGUUACCAUCCUGCUUGACACAAUUUCCAAAAAUACGUUAACUCAGACCCAUGUAAGGAACGAAAACCAUGUGUAAAAUGAAUAAAUGGCAAUACCUUCCUCGCGAUCUCUGAUUUUUGAAGUGAAAAGCACUGGGAGCGAGCUCGCCUUUGGCAGACUUCGGCAGACUUCGGACGUCUUCGGAAGACUUCGGACUUCUUCGGGAAUCUUCGAAAAUGAUCGUGAAGUCUUCAAAAAUCCCAGCACUCUCAGGAUAAAAAUCUCACGCUUAUAUCUCAGAAAAAGUUGGCAGGUAUAGGAAGAUUGGGUUAGGGUUCAUUAGCAGUCCCAGGAAUGGCAAUGAGUCUUGUGAGGGCCUGUUCACAAGGAUGGAGGGUAACCCUGGUGCUUGGGUUACCCUAACAAGAGGGUUACCCUAGCACUCGCUAGGUUAACGUCAAUCACUCUUCGUAUUUUAUGCAGUGUGUUUACAAGGCAGGUAGGGUUACCCUGGUGCAAGGAUAACCCUAGCACUCAAGAAGGGUUACCCUAGCAAGAGGGUUACCCUACCUCCCUCGUAAACGCUCUUCAACGGAUCACUUGCCUACCUGGGACAACUUUGCUUUGUCAUGUGUGACCAGUUAUCUUGAAAAUGUUAACAGAAUUAUCCAAGUUUUCGAGUUAAAUUUUAAACAUGUGAACAAUGUUAGGUAUUUUUGUUCCGUUUUUUGUGAAUUUAACGUGUUUUUCAUGGAGAUCUUCCAGUUUUCAUUCAUGUCUUGAAUUUUAUGAAGAAUGUCUAUGUAUAGUCUUAUGUGGUCACGCAUGAUGAAACAUGUCUGUCAGGUUUGUAAUAUUGUCCUAUCCCCAGCUGUUUAAAAGCUGGGUGCUAUCCACCGGAUAAAUCACUAUCCAGUGGAUAGUAUUAGGGAAACCAAUUGCGCUAUCCGCCUUUUGAUCAACUGGGACCUUGGUAACCCUACGUAAUAAAUUUUGCUUGUAAACCAUCUGGAGUUAUCUUUAACCUACUUACUAGGGUAACCCUAGCACCAGGGUUUCCCUCCCUCCUUGUAAACAGGUCCUAAGGUGGCUCUAACUUUUAAUUCUGUUGAACUUUCACAAUGUCCUUUUGUUUUUUAGCAUUUUACAAAAUGAAAUUUGGGAAUUUUAGGGAAUUUUGACUUAGACAAUUUCUGGGAGUGACAGGGUAAGCUAACGGACCUUGUGUCACACCUGCAAAUUACACUUUCCGACUGUUGACUGUAGGGGCUGUUAACAUGGAGGGAGGAAGACCCUAGCACCUGGAAGAUCCCUCAAGGUGGAUCAUCCCAACCAAAUAUGAUUUUCUGUAUUGAGUUUACAUGCAAAGGGUUGUACUUGUCCCUAGCGCUAGGAUCUUCCUAGGUGGCAGGGAAAAUGAUCCUAGUGCAAAGAAGAUCCUAGCACUGGUACCAUGCAAACUGCUUUUGCUAGGGUGAUCCCAUUACUAGGAACAAACUAGACGAAAAUGGCAGCAUGUCCUUCAGUGGGUGAUCUUGGCAAUAAAGGCCAGCUAUUUUGUUGGGCGUUACAGAAAAUCUUACAGUAUAAGUUUUUAAGAGCUGUCAGCUGCUGCUGCUGAAACAUAGUUUUGAUCUCUAAUUAAGAGAGCAGAAAAACCUAAAUUACAUGUUUGUUGAUAUUGCCACCCACAAUCUUUAAUUUCUUCUCUUAUUGGUAAUCAAGAUAUUGUUUAGGCAUUUGUAUCACCAUUUAGUAGUAUUUCAAACUGAACAUUAGUUCUGGCAUAAUUAUGUUGAUACUCUCAUGUAAUUCCCUUGGAAACCAUACCCUUUCUCGUACCAUAAUGGGAAAAAUCUAUGCCCCCUUUAAUACCGACCAAAACAAGCCCAAAAAUGCUAUCCUUUAAGAUAGCACAUGCCUAUAGAGCUUAUAUACAGUCUUCGUCAUUGUUUCAGGAGCUUGAUUCUGUCAAGGAAGAAGUGAGUAUAGAAAUAAAGAAAGAAGCUGAAACAGCUGAAGAUGAAAAAGAUACAGAUACAAAAGAAACUGCAAGCAAAGCGGGUAUUGAUGAAACAAGCACGGAACAAAAAGAGGAGGAUGCUACAACUGAAGCAGGAAAACCAGCUGAAAGAACAGAGGCUGGUCAAGAUGAGAAACCUGAAGCUGUUGCUAUAGCAAUGGACGAGACUGUUGUGCCUGUUGAGGAGGAGGUCAAAACUGAGGCUGCCGAGGGAGGGGAGAGUGUGGUAAAAACUGGGAGUACUGAGGGAGGAGAAGACGAGAAUGUUGAACAUGUUGUUGUGCCUGUUGAGGAGGAAGUCAAAAGUGAGGCUGCCGAGGGAGGAGAGGGUGUGGUAAAAACUGGGAGUACUGAGGGAGGAGAGGGUGAGCCAAGUCAAGAAGAUGCUGUACCAGUCACGAUGGAAACUACAGUUACAAAUGAAAAUGAGACGGGAGAAGAUCACUCAAAGUAUGAUGAGCUUGAUGAUGAACUUCCUUGGGCAAUGUACCGUUCAUUGGACACGCCUCCACAAAGGCCACCUGUGGAAGAAGAUGAUGACUGGCCAGCAUCUGAUGAUGAUGGAGAUUAUGGUAAUAAUGUUACUGUUAUACAUUUACUUUGAUAUUGUUAAACUUACAUUUAAAGCGGCCAUGUCACGCUACUUGCUAUCUUUUUAAAAAGCCAAAACUUGUCCUCGCAUCAAUUUAAUUCCAAAACUAAUGGUCCAGUUUUGUUAUUUAAAACUAUUUUUAGGCAUUGAAACUUUUUCCUGUUGUCUGUUGCAACAGAUUGCAAGGAUGGAUGUGGAUUAAAACUUAAAAAAACUUGGGCCAACGUUUUCAAUUUUUAAUCCUUUGCCUGCAAAAAUCACCAAAAACUUAUAGUGGUUAGUGCUCCCCGAUGAAAUUUGUGUGGUAUCGUCUUCAUAACUCUACAGGAACAUUUUGUGAAUGAGUAGAGGCACUGAGUAAUGACUUCAGCUCAGAAUUGAGUACCCAAAACAGCAAUACAGCGAUUUUUGUUUGACCUUGAAAUGAAAAUGUGCAGACAACAAACGAACGGAAAUAGAGCGAUUUGAUUGGUUUAUCAAACCAAUACAAAUGCGCAUGGUUUUUGGUUGGUUAAGCGAAUGCUUGGGUGGAAAAAUUUCAUGCCCAAGAGCUUUCUAGAAAUCAACCAAUACUUUGCUUUGACGUCAUACUGCAACAUGAUUGGCCAAUCGAAUAAUGCCUUCCCCAUAUUAGGGUUUUCUUUGACGGGAAAAUGAAGAGGCCAUAUUUUGAUCUUUUCAUCUAUUGGCUGAUAAAAAAAGUAACGAACACUUACUGAAACCAUUUUUCAAGGUCAUACGAAAAUCGCUCUAUCCUCGUGACAUAGCCCUUUCAACAAACUGUUGAUCAAGGAGAUCUGGCCAAAUAGGUAAUCCCUGGGUAUGAGAUUAGCCAAGUAGGUACCUUAUACAGCUGUAUAUUAGAAGAACCACUCUCCAUUCUCUAAACAAUGUACAUGUACCAAUGGACUACUUCAGCCUGUUGUUUAAGAUUAGGGGCUAUAAUAAUGGACGUUUUUAUCACACUGCCUUGCAAACAAACUUUUGCAUCUGGGUAAAUUCUUAAUAAUGUAAAAUAAAGUAUCAAAAACACACACAUGUACUGGAUUAGCAGAGUGGAAUUGGUUGUUUUCACUGAUAUGUAUUUAUUCCAUGGAAGUCAUUGAAGUAAUAAGUUAUUUUGCAACAGUGAACUGUCAAAAACUGAUAAAGGUAAAUGACUUUUUAUGCCAUAGGACUUAAGUAAUUUUUACAAUGUGUAGUGUCAUUAAUGGAGCACCAUAGAAUUAGUAAAGUGAAUUGUAAAAAUAUCUUUUAAUUCUCUUUUUUAGCCCCACCAAAGAAUGAUGAUCUCCCGGACCUUGAUAUGCUGAUGGGAACCCUAGAUGGGGGUGAAUCUGAGUUGGAGACAACAGCAUCACCACCGCCUCUGAUACUUCCUGAGGAAAAACAUGCAAAGCAGCGACGAAUUGAGGAACUCAAGCAAGGAAUUGCUAAUGAUCCUAUUGAUCUUUAUGAUGAGGAAUUUGAAAAAAGGGUGGAAGAUGAAAUUCUUAUGAUUGGGAACAUUUCAUUGGAGAUGGUUCAGGUAUACAUAUUUGGGUAUCUGUGUCGUGGUUCAAUGUUUUCUUUUGUUUGAAAUUCAUUGAAGAAGUUGAAUUUUUCUCUUUAUGUGUCAAACAAUGUACAGUAAUAAAUAUACUAAAAAACUUUGAAGGGAUACAAUAUGUGAUCUGUGAUCUUUUCUUUGCUCCUGUAUUUUCCUCAUCCUUCCUUGAUUAGCUCAGCUAUUUAAUUAUGAGUGAAGGAUAUUAUAAUUACCAGUAUGCAUGAAUAAAACUUGAACUUGAAAUAAUAGAAGAAUAAAUUAUUAGACAUUUUAAUGUCUUUUAAAAAAGCACCCAAAAGAAAUGCGAAGAAUUGGUUACUGAUGUUAAUAUUUUUUGAUAGAGUCGUGAUGGACAGCUCUGAUCAUUGUUUCUUGGCAACGCAUUCUUACUGAUUUUAUUCAUUCAUUUUGCUUGUAAGGAUCAAUUUUCAUAAGCCAUGUGUUGAUUAAAGUUUUUUUACAAUGUCUAUGUUACAGGUCAAAAUUAUAUUGUGGUUCAAAGUUUUGAACCUAGGUUGAUUCUCAGUUUCCUUUGUUUUCUUGAAUUUCCCUGAUUAUUCAUGAAUUAAGGAAAUUGACAAUCAACCUGGGUUAAAAAUUUUAACCAGUGAAUAUGAUUUUGACCUGUAACAUCUGUGUUUCAAAUAUUAUUUUGAUUUCUUUCUUUUUUUACUUUAAUGUGUUGUAACUUUUUUCUGCAGGAAGAGGAGCGUCGACUGCGGGAUGAGCACAUAGCAUAUCAGCAACAGCAAGCCAAAGUACAACGUGAAAGGCAGGAAGAUUUGUUAAUGAGAGAAGCUAAAGCCAAAAAAGAAGUGAUGAAGGUGAUGAGGGCAAAAAGGAAGCGUCUUCAACAAAGAGAGGUGAGUAAGGUGGCUUAAAUAUUUGUGUGCUUUAAGGUAAAACUGUUUUGGUCACCAUGUCAGUCAGGAAACAAAAUGUUGUGUCUAAGGUUGAUGGUAAGCAGCUGAUCUGGGUAUUUCUGAGUGGAAGAUCUUUCAAUCCACACUUACCAUCAAUGCAGGUCAAGCGUACCCCCCAAGAUUCUAUUAAUGAAUUGAUUAUUUGAAAAAUGAAUCUUUUAGUUGUUCCCAUAACUAGUGUUGAAUUCAAAUCGGCAUUCCUACAUGAGCAAUGGCAGGCAAUAUUUUAUGAGAACUUCCCAGUAACUGGUAAGAUAAAACAUCUUUGAAUGGAUUAAAUUUCUCAGAAGACAUUCACAUCAAAUUCAGGGAAACUGAGCUGAUAGAAAUGUCGUAACUGCCUCACGUGUGAAUUCACGGCUUAUUACACGUGCAAGAAUGCAGAGAUGAAUCUAAAGUCUACAACUACCAAUGGAUUCAACUUUCCAGUAAUAAAUUCAUUAAUGGAAUCUUGGGGGUUACGUUUGACCUAGCUUGACUGUAAAGUUGCAACCAUUUUGGUUGUCGUGGAAAUCACAAAACAGUAAUCAUUUUGGCUGUGUAUAUUAUGUGUUCAUUAUGGUGUAUGUAUUGGUAGAAAAUAUAUCUUGACUAAAUUUUCCAAAAAAAUAAUAAGCAAUUUAAGUCAAUGGUCGAGCCUGUUUUAUUCAAUGUAAUUUUUUUGUUCUAAAUCAUAGGACCUUAUGAUGCAGCAAGAUCGUUUGAUCCAAAACAGGAUUCACAGAGCAUUCCGCAGAGCAGAGGAACAACUGCUGAAAUCACUGACAGCAAGAAAGGGAGAAGUGAAGGCAAGUUUAUGUUGUAAAAAUGUGCUAAAUUUCUCAAGAAAUAGUGCUGCUGUGAUUGGGGGAAUCUUGGGGCUUGUGCAGUCGAACCUCUAUUAUCUGGACUUUUCGAUUAUCCAGACUCGUUACUUGUUGGUCCCGUAUUUUUCAUGAAUAUAAAUAAGACGUGAUCUUCAAAAAUUGAAACGUUAAGUUCAUGAAUCCUUUCAAAUGUGUGUUAAAAACACUGUUGUGAUCUGUUUCGAACACGAACACUCAAAACAGUAACUUUUUUAUUUUGUUAAUACAUAGUACAUACAGCCCGUAUGUAAAUGCAAGUGGGAGCUGAUUCACAAUUAAAUUUCGUUUUCUUUAUUCCCUAUCUUUACAUUAUUGUCUCAUUAAUAUUCAUAUUUUCGAUUAUCCGGACUCUCGAUUAUCCAGACUAUUUACUCAAGUCCCAGCAAGUCUGGAUAAUCGAGGUUCGACUGUACUCAUGUAUUAUUUGUAGGUUUUGGUUUGGUUCAGUUUAUGUUUCAUCCAGGUCUCCAAGUUUGCACCUCAUUUAAGAUCAAUUUUCUUUGUCUUCAAAAUUAUGCCUCAGUUUGGAAAUUGCUCAAUAUUCAAUAGGGACCUAACUAUUCAACAGUGGUAGUGAUCCAAUUUCAACUUUCUGAAAGUCACCUUUUGGUAACUUAGUUAGUUUCUCUAGUUACUUGGGUUUUAAUUGGUUGAUAAGAUUACCUCGACUACUUGUCUAUCUCUAGACAGAACAAAAAAGUCAGCAGUCUCUUUUUUUACUUCUCGGGUGCAGUCCUUGUUUGUUGCCGCUUGCGGCUUUGCCUAUCACUGCUUGUGUGUAUAUGUUACAUGUACCUGUGGAGUAAUGUUGGAUACAAAAAGAGCUGGCUCGUGGUCUAUGAUCAUGCGAGCUUGACAGUUAUUGUAAAAUAUAAUAAUAUAAUUAUAUUUGUCAGGCUCAACAUUGCUACAUUUCCUGUCAUAACACUAUUCCGUAUGUAUUUGUCUUUCAUUUUCAGGCCAUGUAUGGUGAUUUGAUCCUGGCUGACGGUCAGUAUGGUGGAAGUAAAGGACGACGGUGGAAAGUGGAUUGGAACAGAACUCCACAGCCAAUCCAGAUUAAACUUAAGUGUCUGAGAGGGGUCAAAGAUAAGCUACCAGGUAAGAAGCACAGUUGUGUUUCAUCUUAUCCUUACAGGGGGUUUGGAUUUUUAUGUUGUAUUUGUCGAACAGGUUUACUUUCCCAAAUCAUGAAGUACAUAAACAAAUUCAAAAUAAGUGGUUAAAGAGAAUUUUUUGAAGUAAACAAAUAAUAUUUUAACUAAAAUGGAUGUCAACGUCAUCCUGUGUCUUAGCGGUAUCCACAAUCAAUAUUGUUAUGAGUCUGCCUGGUUCAGGCUUAAAGUUUUGUGUUCAGUCCUUGCGGUACCUUUUUUUGUAGGCAAGAAAUUUUGCUCCACCGUCUUUCAUCAUCCAGUGCUGUCUUGUUCAAAGCUGGGUUACGAUAACCCAGUGUCAGAGCAAAAUGUACAUUCAGAUCUGCGAGCCAAAAGCAAACUCAGUUUCAUUCUUUUUCAAUCUUUUUGUAUAAAAUUUGAAGAUUGGAUAUGCUCUAAAAGCAAUAGAGAAAAUUAUCCUGGAAAAUGCUUUUGAAAAAAACAGGUGAAAGAAAGCGAGAUAAAAUGUAACCCCUGCUUUGUGCUAAUGGGCCUUCAAACAACUGGGCCCAGGGGUAUAAAAAUAUUAAUGAGUACUGGCAACAUACUUUCUGGUGGUGACCCUGUGAUGGACUAGCAUAUCCACUAGUGUUUUGCUAGUGUGCUACAAUAACUGGGUUAAACUGUAGUCAUGUGUGUCUUCUUGGCUCAUGUAUGCCUUUACCUAUGAUUCAGGCUUGGCUAUCAAUUCUUAUGUAGUAGCCUUUAAAACUUACAUGUAGUGACCCAGGGACUAUUAAUGCACUGGUCUUACAUGUAUGCAACCACUAGGCCAGACCUGCACUUAAGAAAGCUCAUGGUGAUUUUUGCCGCAUAAGAGGCUCUAUUUUAAUCAGUGUUUUUUGCUAUUCUCACUCCAGCUGGUCGCUAUGUUUUGAUGGUAUCACUGUAUGACAGACUGGGUGGCCAUGUUCUCAAGUGGUCCAAUCUCAAGGGACAGCAGUGGGGUGGAGCUACCUUACCUCUACAGCACGAUGGAGAGUUCUUUAACAUAGAAGUUAAGGUUGGUGCUCGAAUGUUUCUUCGCAAAAACGGUAGUGUAAGUAUACUUUGCAAUUUCAAGUGCUUGCCAAAUAUCACAACUGGCUGGCUAGACUGGUCAUUUUGAAAAUGAAGUAGAAUUCUUUUUUAGUUUUUUUUUUGGUCCAAAAAACCACCACAGCAGUGCACAAUUUUUGAUGUCCCUAAGGAGUGAAGGGAUACGGCAGUAUUCACAGGGUAGCAAAAUUCAUACAUAAUGAAAUUAUUAAUUUGGACUUAAUUCUGCUAUGGAAUGUUGGAAACUUUCUUUUCAAAUGGCAUUAAUGUGAAAAUAUAUCUUUCCAAUGUGAUAAAAUCAAAACAGGAUAAUGUUAUUAUGUGGUCUGUGUAAAGAAAACAGAUCAGUUUUGAAGAUCUAACACCUCCCUGUUUAGGUUACAGAGACAGUUGGUGUUGCAAUCACUUAUUAUUUUUGUUUUGAUACACUUAUUUUUACAUGUUUUUUCAGAUUGAUCAGAGUGUGUUCACAGUGUGUCCAUCUAAGCCGGACGUCCGUCCAGGCAUGAUUCUUGUAUUUGAACUGUUUAUUCUGCGGGGGAGUGUCACUCCUACUGACAGGGUGGUAGGGUGGGGCUGUUUCCCCAUUUGCGAUGGAGAGUUCAACAUUGUUGAUGGAAAGUAAGCAAUAUCCCUCUUUCUUAGUAUCUUGUAGUUUGCAUUUACUCAUUGGGUGGGAGUUGGGGAAGGGAGGGAAAGGAGACCUGUUGUAUUCCCCCACCCCCUUCUCCCACCCAACAGCCUUCUUGUAGGCUUUGUUGUAAUUAAGAAAUGGUAAACAUGCGGCGUGCAACCAUGGAGUUAUGGAUGCACGCAGGAGGUUGCUAAGCACGAAAGAAGUGUAAUAUCGCCUCGUGUGACUCUAGCUUCUUAAGUGCUUAGCAAACCUCCCAAGUGCAUCCAUAACUCCAUGGUUGCACAGCUGCAACAUUUACCAUUUCUUUUAUAACAUAAUCAAAAGAGAAAAACAUUAUUUUCCAUUUGCCUUCGGUUGAGUCAUCCGUCCGAGUUCAUGUAUGCUACCAUCUGCCCGCGCGUAAACAAAUGAUGUUCUAUGUUUUUCAAAAACUUGCCUUUGAGUUUUUCUUCCGCUGAAUCAACCGUUCUCCGUCUUCAGGUAAAUUGCAAAACGUUUUUCGUUGUUAUUCUGAAUGGAAUCUGUCUACUUGCUCUUAAUGUUGGGGUAAAAACUUUGAGGGAAAACUAUAGCUGCAACUAUAAACACCAACUAAAAAGACUCUAAAAAAUAAGCUAAAACUAAAUAAAUGAAAUAAUUAUCAAGCUUACUUAUGGGACAAUUUUUGAAAUAAACGUAAAGUAGAAAUGAGAAAAUUUGACUGUAAUUCCUCUAUACGGUGGCCCACAACUGUCACCGCAAAACCAAAAAUCUCACGGCAAAACCAAAAAUCUCACGGCAAAAACAACAUACCUCACGACAACACCAGAAACCUCACGGCAAAACCAAAGUCCUCACGGCAAUACCAAAUACUUCAGAGCAAAAACCAAAUACCUCACGGCAAAAGCAAAUACUCACGGCAAAACCAAAGCUAUUUUGCUUUUGCUGUGAAGUAUUUGGUUUUGCCGUGAGGUUUUUGGUUUGCCGUGAUGUUUUUGUUUUUGCCGUGAGGUUUUUGGUUUUGGCGUGAGGUAUUUUGUUUUUGCCGUGAGCUUUUUGGGUUUGCCGUGAGGUAUUUUGUUUUUGCCGUGAGGUUUUUGGGCGUAGUUACUAAAACAAGGAAUGACCUACAAUGACCUACAAUGACCUACAAUGAUCUACAAUGACCUACAAUGACCUACAAUGAUCUACAAUGAUCUACAAUGACCUACAAUGAGCUACUAUGACCGAACGUGUACUCCCUGUAAUGAACUAAAAUGAAGAUUUUAGAAAAAGACAAAAAAAAAAAAAAGAUCAGGGGACGUGUGUCGUAGUUACUAAAACAAGGAAUAACCUACAAUGACCUACAAUGGCCUACAAUGACCUACAAUGAUCUACGAUGAGCUACUACGAGCUACAAUGAGCUACUACUAGCUAAAAUGAGUUAAAAUAAGCCCGACAAUGAGCUACAAAAUGACAGACAAUGAUGUUUGUCGUGUGUCACGCUUGGACGUGACACUAGGCUCAUGGUAUUAAAUUGCCAAGCACAUUUUGAAAAGGCAAAACCAAAAUUGUACCUGAACUCAGGUAACUUGAGAAACUUGAAAAUAGAUUAUGGCAAUCGCGUUUUUACCGGUUUAGCACUAUUACACCCUGUAUUGACGGAAGUCAUGCAGGCACUUCCUCAUUUGGCCUAGAUGGGUAUGGGCCGCUGAGCAGGAUAUGGAUUUUACUAUUUAGCGUUACAAACAGAGCAUCCUGUUGGACCGGAAGCCAUUUAAAGGGUCUUAUGAUGUCUUAUACAGGCCAGGGUACUUAAAAAAAAUUAACAAUUUUUCUUUUGAACAGGAUCAGAAUUUGAAGGCCUGCUACUCCUUUGUUCACUUCUACCCUUACAUCUCUUGAAGAUCCCCCUCCCCGGAUCGACAGUUGAGGUGACUUUGUUUGUUCAAUUUGUUUGAAAAAAAGACAAGACAAAAUAAAACUAAUACGAAAGGUUGCAAGGGAUGGUUUGGACAAAAGUCACAGUAUCAUCAUACAUGUAUUAUUACACUGUAAAUUUAUCUCCAAGCGUAAUAAUUAGAGACGCUGUCAUCGUUAAAUGGGCUGUCAUGCAGUAGACUAAACACGUUACGUUUAUGCACACGUCCCCUGAUCUUUUUUUUUUUGUCUUUUUCUAAAAUCUUCAUUUUAGCUCAUUACAGGGAUUACACGUUCGGUCAUAGUAGCUCAUUGUAGGUCAUUGUAGAUCAUUGUAGGUCAUUGUAGAUCAUUGUAGAUCAUUGUAGGUCAUUGUAGAUCAUUGUAGAUCAUUGUAGGUCAUUGUAGAUUAUUGUAGAUCAUUGUAGGCCAUUGUAGAUCAUUGUAGAUCAUUGUAGGUCAUUGUAGGUCAUUGUAGAUCAUUCAUUGUAGGCCAUUGUAGGUCAUUGUAGAUCAUUGUAGGUCAUUGUAGGUCAUUGUAGGUCAUUGUAGAUCAUUGUAGGUCAUUGUAGGUCAUUCCUUGUUUUAGUAACUACGGGUUUUUGGGUUUGCCGUGAGGUUUUUGGGUUUGCCGUGAGGUAUUUUGUUUUUGCCGUGAGGGUUUGGUUUUGCCGUGACAGUUGUGGGCCACCAUACCUUUAGAAUAACGGGUAACGCUAAUUUUAAAAAGAAAUUAACUAGCUUUGUAUCGAAAUCUGUCUGGGGAAAUCCAGCUGUGAAAGUCAAAGUUACAACUGAAAUUCGCUGACACACAGCCGGCCCUGAAGCUGUGGUUUUUCGACUGUUCUCUAAUCGACUGUUAUGAAUGAACACUGAGGAACAAAAUAAUACACCCAGAAGUUAUUUUUUGAAAAAUUUAUUUGAAAACCCAAGUGUUUCUGUACUCAAAUGAAAUUCGCUUAUUCCAGCGUAAGGGACGGACCAUUAGAAAACUUAUUGGGGUGGGGGCGAAGUACCAAAAAAAAAUUCGCGCAAGGGAAAAUUAAAUGAAAAAAAGUUCUUGCUAUGACCUAAAAAAAAUUCAUACAAGGAAUUUGAUAACGAAGAAAAAUUCCUGCGGCUCGAAAAUUCUCCUCCCCCCAAUAACUUAUCUAGUGGUCAGUCCCUAAUGUGCCCGUUUAAACUCAACCAAAAUUUUUAAUCGAUACGAUGAAGACUUCACAACUAAGCUGUCUCGAAUUUGAGCGUGUUUCCUAAAAUAUUUGCUUGAAUUUAGCAUCAGCUUGACCAAAAAGUCAAUAACACAAUGCUAAUUGAUAAAUUUACAUUUCAAACAGGCUUUCUCUUCUAUAGAAAACACAAAAAAUGUACCUUAAAUCUUCGCUCGCUCGAUUUUCCUUCAGCCGAUUCUUGCGGCGAGGAAAACAGUGAUUAAUUCAUCCUGGGCAAAUUUGUCGCCUGAUCUUUUGUCUUUUUUCCUUCAAAACGACAGCUUAGUAUUUUCUUCAACUUCCACUUCUCAUCUGUGCAUUUCAUCGGUGUAUUUUACCGUCAGGAGAGGAGAUUUGUUGAAUUUGCCUAAAUUUUACUGCGCUAGCUCAGUUUCUUGACGUGCACCCACGGGCAAAUGGUAGUGGCUAACUGACCAGUCAGAGCGCACAAUUUACUUUUGUUGUCUUAUAAUUUACAUUACAGUCAACUUUAUUAAUUUUAAAUGGUAGAAUCCAUUGUGUUUUACUUUUUGUUAACCUAGCCUUGUAGCAUAUUUGGGACUAUAUAAAUGCACAACACAGUACAGUAUACCUCAUGUACCUGCAAAUGUUAUGCAUUCUGUGGUGUACAAGUGAGCUCUCUGCUUUGAAACUGGAAGAAUCAGGGUUUGGCCUGUUAAGAUUCUGCCAACAUAGCAGGUAUAUGUAGUAUAAAUUUUGUAGAGAGAAGAGCGAGUGAAAAAAAUUAUAUGAGUGUGUGUGCCUUCCAUGAGGAGACAUGAUUUGAGGGUGCUGAAUUUCUGCACUUCACUUGUUUUGCUCUUCUUUUUCUGAAAAAAGAAUAGAACUUGCAGUUUAAAUUGAAAAUACAGUUGAAUGUAAGGCUUCAAAUGGAAUAUAAUUAUGGUAUCUCUUUUACCUCUUGUGGUUCUCUAAAGGAUAGCUAUCUUGCAUAAUUACCGUAAAAUUCCGAAAAUAAGCCCUGGGGCUUAUAUUUUUUAAAGGCCUUUUUUGAGGGACUUAUUUUUGGAGGGGCUUAUAUUCGGAGGGGCUUAUCUACGGAGGGAAUUUUGGGUCUUAAAAUCGAUUGGGCUAGCCUUAUAGUUCGAAGAAAAUUUACCGUUUUUGCUUUUUUUUUACUUUGUAUUUGAGGGCAAUUUUCCAAUUACAAGCCGUCGGGGGGCUUAUAUUUGGAGGUCCGAGUUAACGGAGGUUUUUCACGUUACCGGUUUGGAGGGCUUAUAUUUGGAGGGGCUUAUUUUCGGAAUUUACGGUAUGUUUUGCUCCUUACUUUAUUGAUUAUUCUCAACAAACAAUAACACACCAUUAUUAAUUCCUUUGCAGAUACAAGGCGCCUUUUCUGAGAGGUGAUAUGGAUCCUCAUAUCGAUAAACAUGAGAAAAUUGAAGAGCUGAUGGCUGAUGAUCUGGAAAACUGGCUGUGUAAUCUUUAUUUUGAGAUCGUCAAAUUGCCCAGGUAGGGAAUGUUGCAAUUCAAGGAGUCUGUUACGGGUUUUUUUUGUACUGUACAAGGUGGCUCUUUUAGUCUAACCUAACAUUUAAUUUAUCUAUGGACAAGACCCUUUGGUCUGACCAUGAAAAUGAGGAGGUGAAAUUAUACUGUAAAAGGUGUUUAUAAUGCUACUCAAAUGGAAGCUACUGAGCAGUACUCUUCUGUGGUGCUGUUUAUCCUCCGGUACAAAGUAGUUCCAUCUUUUAGGUCUAUGAGUGAACUUCUGAUGUGUGACCAUUCAGUUGAAGAGCUAACCGCGAGUUAAUUUUGCCAUACAACGUGGGUUCAACUUUUGAACUUGUGGACGAAGUUCUUGUUUGAUCUUUCAAAUAAACGCCACUGCUUAGAAUUUCCAUUUUUAACGCCAGGUUUUUCUAAAAAGAAGUUUGAAUUUUUCUACUCUGUGCAGGUACAUGGCUGGUCAAAAGGAAUAUGAAGUUGAACUGCAGUUUACAUCAGGAAUUCUCAGUUACCCAUCGCGCACAAAUAUCGAUGAAGAAAACAUUGACGGAGAAGAACCCAUCUUUGGGUCACGGAUAGACCUCAAGUCACCCUCUCCCUCUAGCAGCCGACGAGGCAGCAGAAUCAGUAUGAUGGGGUGAGUUGUUUACCCUGGGAUACUCCUGACAACCCUUGGGAUACUUUUCAUUACCCUGUAGUAGUCUUUGUACCCUAGGGGUACUCCUUAUGCCAUAAGGGCACUCUUAUAACCCUAAGGGCACAAAUCAUAACUUCAAAUCACCCUCUCCUUGAAGCAGCCAGCGAGGCAGCAGGAUCAGUCUGAAGGGGUAAGUUACUUGCCCCGGGAUACUUCUGACAACCCCUGGGAUGCUUUUGAUUACGUUGGAGUAGUCUUUGUACCUAAGGGGUGCCCUUCAUACCAUUGAGGCGCUCCUUGUGACCCUAAGGGUUCUGCUCAUAACCUAUGUUGUAAGGCUGGAUUAUCAGCUGCUAUUUAGGAAAUAAGCCCGCGCUUCUGCCCCAAAUAGGUCCGAGGGAACGGCGGAAAUGGAGCCUACUAUGUUCUUGACUAAACUGUAAAGGCGGCCAGUUACUCGAGUUAGAAGCUACUAUGUUGAGGUUUUAUUGCAAGGCACGAAAUUUUAUUGAAUUUUUCGAUCCAUCCCGUGAUUAUAUUGGCCCCCGCCGUGACAGAAAUAAAAAUGUGGGUAAAGGAUCACUCACCACAAAUAAAACACAGUCAAACAAAGUAAAUUUACUACUAUGAUUCACAGUUCUUGCCGUUGUCGACGACAAUUAAAUUUGUAUUUAACUAUUUUUUUUUGGCGUGUAUUCAGGUCCAGUUUCUUUGGAAGCUCAGCGCAUAUUGAAUCGGCCGUGGAAGAGAAGGAGGGCAUGGGUUCUAGCCACAAUCUACAGGUUGAGGUUCCUGAGAUGAGAAGAACUGUAAGUGAUAAACUGUAGUUUUCACAUUAAAUUCUUGUACUUACUGUACUUCAGUUUAAAACGCGUGGUAGUAAAUACAUUUAACGAGCAUUUAAGCAAAAAACAGCCCUUCUUAUUCAGAUAUGAACUAAAUGUGUAUUCUUGAUGUAGUUAUAGUUAGAUGAAAGUGGAAAUAAUAUUUCGUUGGCAUAUAGAGUGUAGGAGCCAACAAUUAGAUGGAAUUAGUAUAGGUGAUAGCAUGAUUUGUAGUGAUAUUUGGCAUAAAUACCAGUGAUAUUAUCAAUCAUAUAGAGUUGAUAGUUCAAAAUUGUUAUACGAAAUUUCACUAGCCGUUAGGCAAGUGAAAUUUGAGACAAUUUUGAAAUAUCACAAGUGGUAUUUAUGCCAAAUAUCACAUGCAAAUCAUGUUAUUAUUUGUUUAUACUACUAUCCGCAAAAGGUUUGUAAUUGUCACAUGUGGGUACUUCAAAUUAAGGUGAAAUACCACUGCUCUAAGCCAAUCAAAUUGCAGAAAUUUCUCAUGUGGUAGUAUAAAUUUUCUUGUCCUUCCUAUGCGCGAAUGCAGGUUAGAGUACUACGUAUUACGGUGACUGGGGCGUCUUGAACAAAACGAAACGAAACAAUCAGACUGUAUAAGGCGAACUUUUAAAACCAAGGCAACCAAAAAAAUUCAGCCAAUCAGCUCGUAGAAUUAAUAGUUGACUCGAACGAUUUCAGUCGUAAUUAAUUUUUCGCUUUUUUUUGUCUCUUUGCGUUGGAUUUACCACAGUUAUGCUCUAGAUGUUAAACUUUUUUACUUACAAGCUGAAUGCGUAUGUUUUCAGUCUCUUGCCGUCCCCGACCCAAUGUUACGUCAGCGCCGUUCAUCCGCCUCUUCACGCCGGUUGUCACGCCCCGUGACUACGCACACGUCACGCAGGGCAGCGGAAGGGGAUGCCUCUAGUGAUGGUAGCGGGACUGAUUACUCUGACGAUGAAGUGCUUAUGUUAAAGAAAGACGAUGGAUUUAGGCCAGUCAAGGGUCAACCUGGCAUGUACUAUAAGGUUUGUAUCAGCAUCUCAGUCGAGAUCUUGUUUUCAUUGAUAAACUAAACAUAGACUACGAUUUGUCCCUUAGUUUUAAGAGAACACGGUAAAAUGAGCGAAAUACGUGAACUCGUGAACAAUCGACGCGCGAGUUUCUAUUUUCCGCCCUUCACGUGUUUUGUUUGUCUAUUAAAAAUCAAAAUAACAAGGACAAGAACAGCGUCAAGAAACUACUCGCAGUCUUUACUGGACACCUAGAUGAAUCAUCAGGUGACAAGUGGAACGAAAAUCUUUUCCCUCUCUCUUCUUUAUCAAAAUCCGAAUAGACCAAAUAGUAUUAAAAAUUUUCAGAGAAUUAAGUUUACUAGAAAGAAUUAGCCUGUCGUUUUUAAGUUGUUAUUGUUGUCAAACUGGUUUUGCGAGUGCGAGUAUCUAACUGUAUCCAAGCAACAUGCAGCGCAUGCUCAGCAGAGAUCACGUCUUGAAAUAGGCCAUUUGCCUGAUGACGUCAUUUUACUACUACGACCAGAAUCCUUCAGAGGUUUGCUUUCUUUUGCAGAUUAAAGCUUUUGUUACUCAAACCUCGCUGGGACUACCAAAUUUGAGUGUGAAAGGAAAAACGAAAAAGAUUGUGGUCGUAGUAAUAAAAUGGCGCCAUCGUGCAAAUGGCCAAUUUCAAAGUCAAAACCCAACGAAUAGUUGUGUCAUAGGUCAUAAACCUGUCCUUUUGUUUGUCAACUUAAAAAAGUGAAGGUUUUGUUCUAUUACGUCCAAAAGAAUUGAUUCUCCGACCUAGAAUGUAAACAUGGCAAACUGACAUCGGCUUUUCUACCAUGGUAAUUAGCCGGAGUUUAAAAAAAACGGGUCUCUGAACCCUAUCAGUUGGCCGGUAAUUUGAAGAAUUACUUUUCCAUUUCAGAAACAUUUGAACAACCCAGUAGAUGUCCACGCCAAGAAAAUGUUCACCAUGCUUCCAAAAACACCACUUAUGACGCGAAAGAAGAAGCGGAAGAAGCUGACCCAUUUGGAAGAACUGGAAGAACAUACUUUCACAGUACAGUAAGUAACGCCUGCCUGUUUGGCGAUAAGAUAAAGACGGCGGCCUCCCGAAGAAGAAGCGGGAAACUCAUUUGCUAAGUCUAUCUUUAGGGAACCUGACAACAACGUCAACAGCAAAAUAUUCAAUUAUUUAUAAAAAAGACUUUAGUUCCUGUUCUUCGCGGUUAUUCCAACCCUACUAUGUAACUCAAGUAUCUUGAAAAUGAACUUUUAAGCUCCGAAGUUAACAAAGGCAAUGAGAAUUUUACUGGCACUGCCUAAAAACCUAGAGUUAAACAUUUCACGUUAUUGUUCUUUAACGCCGCGCUUGUCCAGGGAACGUGCAAAGGGAUUGUUAUAACUCAUCAAACAUGUGGCUUUCACGCUACCAAUUCUCUUAGUACCGCCGUUUAGGACACUCAUGCUCAGCAAAAUAUUCACUUAUUUAUAAACGAGACUUUAGUUCCUGUUCUUCGCGGUUAUUCCAACCCUACUUUGUAGCCCAAGUAUCUUGAAAAUGAACUGUUAAGCUCUGAAGUUGACAAAGGCAAUGAGAAUUUUACUGACUCUGCCUAAAAUCCUAGAGUUAAACAUUUCACGUUAUUGUUCUCCAAUGCCGCGCGUGUCCAGGGAACGUGCAAAGGGAUUGUUAUAACUCAUCAAACAAGUGGCUGUCACGCUACCAAUUCUCUUAGUACCGCCGUUUAGGACACUCAUGCUCAGCAAAAUAUUCACUUAUUUAUAAACGAGACUUUAGUUCCUGUUCUUCGCGGUUAUUCCAACCCUACUUUGUAGCCCAAGUAUCUUGAAAAUGAACUGUUAAGCUCUGAAGUUGACAAAGGCAAUGAGAAUUUUACUGACUCUGCCUAAAAUCCUAGAGUUAGACAUUUCACGUUAUUGUUCUCCAAUGCCGCGCGUGUCCAGGGAACGUGCAAAGGGAUUGUUAUAACUCAUCAAACAUGUGGCUUUCACGCUACCAAUUCUCUUAGUGCCACCGUUUAGGACACUCAUGCUCCUUUUCUUAAACUACAGACCUCCAUGGUCGAAUAAAGGACACAUCCCCCGCUAUGACCGAGAGAAGAUGCAGUAUGUUGGCCGUCAGCUCAUGGCUGAGCUAGGCCUAUCUCAAUGGCGGUCUCGGGAGUUCUGGGCCAUGCUACUGUUAAUUGCCUUCACUUGGUGGCUGAGACUAUAUGCUCACUAUGGAGGACAGUGGGUCUACCUUCAGGCACUUGCCGUUCCUGUUAGCAAGUAAGUAGCAUUCAUUAAUAAAUUGAAAAAGUUUUUUUUUUGUGCAUUUGGCAACCGUGCCUUGUUUUCCACUUUUCGCGAUUUUAUGUUUUCCCGCUUGCUCUCUUGACAUCAGCCUCAGGUUUUCUUGCUCUUGACAGCCGUUUCUUGUUUUCCACUGUUGGCUCGAGUUGGCACUGAGUUUAUGUUUUCCCGCUCUUCGCACACGUUUCAUGUUUCCCGCGCUUGACAGCAGCUUCAAGUUUUCCCGCGCGUAUCAACAAGUUCUCCCACGCCUGCAGCCGUUUCGUGUUUUCCCACCCUUAUCACUGGCUUCAUUAUUUCUGCUGGCCUCACUGGCGCACUUGUCUAUUACGUAGCCGUCAUUUGUCUUGUCACGCAACGCUGCUGCCCUUACAGCCCGCCAAAAGGAAAGGAGCAUAGUCGUGACGAGACAAGUAACGGCUUUUUAGUCACUUCAAUACGGCGCAUAGGUUUCCUAUGAUUUUGUUUUCAGCGGGCCUUAGCUCUUUUCAUUUUGCCACUUGUUCAUCUCUUGUCCAUCCCUAGGCCAGCUAAUCUUUUUUCAUCUUCACUUCUUUACUGAUUUAUUUUGUUUUAAUCUUUUCCACCACAGAUACGAUUUUUUGGCGUACACAGUGACUCUCAACUACCAAAGCACGUUGCUUAAAACACGUGAAGAGAUCAGUAUGGUGGUAUUAGGACCUUUCACUAAUAUCAUCAUAUUCUGUUUGACUGUAAUAUUUUCCUGGAUUCUACAGCGGUUGUACGGUACCUCUCCCAACAUCUUCUCACGGUUUAUCAUGGCCUAUGGGAUCAACGUCUUAUUGGAUCCGAUAUGGAUCUUAAUUGUGGAUUCCGCCCUCAUGAGGUAUGAUGCUCUGUGAUGACCUUUGUUAAAGAAACUUUUGAACCGAAGGUUUUAAAGCAGCCUACGAAUGCAGGCAGAUUAAGUGGUGGACAGCUAAAUAUACUUGUAUACGCUAGCAGGCUGCAAAGGUUAAGCGAGACAAACUUUUUUAUCAGUUAAAAAUGAAAAUUGCAGUCAGUUUAGUUUUUAGUAAAGACUGGACUGGUCGAUGGAAUAUAUUUUUGCUCAGGAAAUUGUUUUAAAGAGUAUUGAAUCUCCUUAUAUUUAGUUUGCUUUCCAACAAUGGAAGACCAAUGUGAUAGAGUAAAUUCAUAAUUAAAUUCAUUCUACGAAGAAAAAGUAUUUUUUCUUUCUUUUCUUUUUUAAAAGAGGUACCCAUGUUUCAUUCGACAGUGUUCAGAAAUGUUUCGUACUGUUUUUGCUGGCAACAAUUUAGUCUCCUUUGUCUACCAGACGUGUUGAAGCUCUUUGUAAAUUGUUUCAAAGAUAACUACUUAUCAAGAGAAAGGGUCAUCAUUGGCAUGAGAAUUAAUAAAAUGAUUAGCAAGGGGAAAAUGCUAUGAUCUUUUAAAAAUUAUCUCAUCUAGUUAGUCCUCUAAAACCUCUUUAUACAAUGUUUUAAAGAAAUCGAUAUUUUCAACUACUUGUCUAGUCGGAAUAAGUCCCCAAGAUCGAGUGACAAACAUCAGUUCUCCCCAAAGUAACAAUAUCAAUACACAAUCAAGAUAAAAAGUCGCGAGAAUUUAUAAAAUGAUCACCAAGGAGAUAGUGCUUUGAUCUUUUAAUAAAUUCUCCCAUCUACUUAUUUAAUGUAAUAUGGAGAUCAGUCUUGAGAAUUUGUACUUUGAUCUUCGAGCUUUAAGGAUUUAAACUUUUCUUUGUUAUAGGUAUGUGAACGUGGGAGGAGAUGUGCCAAUAGGAGAUGCCUUCAAACUCUACUGGCAUUUUAUCCGCUUUGAGAACAACGGAGCUGUGGGAAUAGUUUUGACAGUGUUUCUGUACAUUGUUACCAUUUUCACCUCCUCUGUCGUCAUCUACUUUUACUUCCUUCGAAUUCAUAACAACGGUCGCCUCAUGGACGUUUACCACCGUCUCCACGCGCGCGAGGAUGAGUUUUUCAUUCCUUACGAUCUGGAGAUAUCAAACGUGGAGCUAAGUUACAUAUCCAAGAAAGCAGAGCAGUACCGCGGGGAGGAGGGAGAGAGGAGAAAAACGGCUGUGUAUGACUACAUUUGGGAAGAAGAACAGGUAAAAUUUGUUCUCUUUGCUUUUGUGGAUAUGUUUUGUGCGUGCUUUGUAUUAUUUUGUUAGAAUUGUAUCGGCUGAACGGUUACAAAAUUUUCCCGCGUAAACCUGGUUGAGCAGCGCGGUAAAGAACUGCUUUGAAGUUACGUUGUAAAACAAUGGUCAGAAUCAAAAGUUUUCAUUGGUUUGUGCCUAAUCACUCUGAUCCAGUCCUGCUCUUUACAGAUUGACGAGUCAGACAUGGGUACCUCGGACCGCAAGAAGACUGGGCACCGUGAAAUCACUACACACGUGUCCAUACACACGAUUCACCUGGAUGGAUUGCGGGAAUUGUAUAGGCACUUCCUUAGGCUGCCUGAUGGUGCUGUUGUAGAGGUCAGUAUUCUACACAUUUGGUUGGAGUGCCUCGACAUGGAUCCAUGGCACUGGUGGAUCGAUAUGAACGGUGGGGUGGUGUUUGGGGCCCUCAUCAAGGCUAUGAGAUUAAAGGAGAGGGGUUUCUCUCCAAAUUUCCUGGCCCUUUAGGCCUCGAUUUGGUCUGAAUGACUGCUGUGCCCCAUGAGCCUUAUAACCGUAGUCUGCUUGACAAUUAAAAUAGUUUUUAAUUACACUUAACAUUGAGGUCUGGUACGAACAUCUCAACCAAAAGAGAUCCUGCCAUAAGAAGUACCGGCCGAGUUUAAGGAGGCAGUGUGAUGUAGCGGUUAGACACAGGGUCCAGAGGAGUUUCGUGUGAAUAAAUGAAUUACUUAUUUAAAGUCUUCACCUUGAAAAAUGUCUAUACCUGUCGCUUAGCGCUAUUAAUUAGCCUAAUGGGAUCUUAAUGAAUCUACUGUAAACGAUUUCUUCGCCUCUUAUCUGACCCAGAUCGACUUUGUUGUUCGCCAUUUUGAAAAUCAAUAACCGCAAGCCAUAUCCUCGCUGAAGCACGGAACGUCGCCCGAAGGGUGACCGAAGGCCGUCGCCCGAAGGGCGACCGAGGCACUGUAAGCCCUCAGUCUCUUGGUUUGCGGUCAACAGAAUGUGUAACGAAACUGUAACGCGAUCAAAAUAACCCAUUUUUAGAGUCCGAUCUUGCGAGCCCUCAGUCUCUUGGUUUGCGGUCAACAGAAUGUGUAACGAAACUGUAACGCGAUCUAAAUAACCCAUUUUUUUCAGAGGUUUUCGACGGGUUUUGAUGUUCUAACGACAAACACAUCUCCUCUGGACCCUGUGGUUAGAGCGCUGGAAUUUUGAUCCUGAGGCCCCGCGUUCAAAACCAGCCGUAACCGCGAGCUGAAUUUGUCUUAACGAUACCCCCGAGUUCAACUUGUCGGUCACGAUUUUGAAUAGCCAAAUAGUUUGCCUCCGGUCAGUUUGGAUUCUUAACCCUGUUAUUUUCAUUUUCAAAUGUUUGUUUCUUCCCUUAUUUGCGGGCUACAAAAAAAACUGCUGGAUAACCAGUAAUUGUGGUUCCCCUAGAAAGUCAAUAGGGAGCUUAAGCAACGACCACGGCGACGGCAAUGAAAACGGCAAAAAAGCAAUAGGACGGUUUAGAUUAGCAAAACAAUAACUUUGCACUUGCAUUACGCUUUUUGGAACAUUUCUUUGCUGUCGUUGCACGACUACGACGUGAAAGUGCCUAAUUUCACGUUUUAUCGAGGACGGGAACACAAGACAAAAACUUUAUUUUUUGUCUUGAACUUUGAUAGAGUCGUUUAGAAUUCAGCUCCAAAAAACUUUGCCAACAUUUGACGAAUUAAUCGAGAUGCAACAAGCGCGAUAAAGUUUCAGGCAGCGUGAAUUCACUUUUUAAGUGACGUUUUCGUUGUCGUCGCCGUCGCCGUCGUCUUUGCUUAAGCUCCCCAAUGUUCAUCAACCUCGUCCCCAGGGCUUUGAAUGUUCAUUUAUCCUUUCUUGCCUAUCUAUAGGUGUUUGGAGAAAUGGGUGUGGUGGGAAUGGAUGAGAGUAUCAAACAGGCUCUCAUUAAAGGAACUACGUACCAGUCCAUGGACAGCGCCAAGGGCUCACGGGCGAGUAUACGAGGGAGGUCCCGGACCGGGUCAGGAAUUAGCGAGUCAUCACUUCGUAGGCCUUCAGUUAUGCUAGAAGUUCCCAAGACUUCGCGGGCACCCUCACCAGUGUAGGAAAGAGGCGAGCCCGCUUUGCGAAACGUAAAUGUAUAAAGCACGAUCGAGGCAUUUUCUGGCAUAGGAAAAUUGAGUCACUGGAUUUUAGAUAAAGGUUACUGUCAUGGGAAUUCUUGGAAUUCUUUCUUACAACCUAAGCAAAUAUUUGUAAACUUGCGCUAUAGGGUACCUGCUCCCCUAACCCAACGUUAACAAGAACUUCUCACUUAGGUCAAAAUGUUGAGUUAAGGGAGGAGUGGGUGGGCAUUUUUCAUUUGCGCAGAUCAGUAUAAAAUUCAAGGACUCUUGCCCACCUACCCCUCCCCUAAUUCAACGUUAAUACUAAUGUCUCACUUAGGGUUUAUAGAUUUAAUUAUAGAACCUGAGGAAGUAAGGCUAACUUCAAUCCUUUUCUUGGUCAUCAUUGGGUAAAUCCAUCCUUAAAUUGUUUCAUUCUUAAGUAUUUAUGAAGCAAUUCAUUACAAAGUUGAACUUUUUACAUAUCUUCAUUGUUGCAAGUACAACUUUAUUCUUUAUUUUUUUCUGUCUACUUGGGUCAUUGGUCUUGAUAAAACAAGAGAUUCUCGCAUCAGUCGUACAGAAUUAGUCAGUAUGGAAAAUAGCCACCUUUAUGAGUUAUUAUGACCAUCGCCAGUGCGUGAUCUUUCACGAGUCUUUGGUCCAGAAUAAACUUGAGUAAAGUUGUAGGUCUGUUUUUUACUGACUUUUACACUUUGUCCAUUCAGUGAAGGAGAUUUGCAUUUUAGUCAAGACAAUUAUCCCUAAGAUUUUCUUGCCGGACAAGACUUCUUUGUAAAUAUUUUUACUUAACUAUUGAAACUACAGGUAAUGGUUUUUAACAAAUCCAAGAACCUUUUCACGUAUAUUUAUUUUUAACCUAGUUAGUGCCAUCUAAAAAGUGAUACCGUAGCUUCAUUUAUCUUUUACAUUCUUUGUGAACAUUCAUGCACGGUUGGUUACACAUGCGCUGCUACGACGUUUGUAAUGUACUUAU